AAUCCCGGCCCUAAAUACGGAGACCCCCGGAUUCUCACGAAGGCUCGUCCCGCCGAAUCGUAUCCUAUUAUAUUCCACUAAGCUUAAACGCAACGGGACAUGUUAUAGUAGAGUUUGCACGCCAUGACUAUCAACAGUAUAAACAAGGAGCCUAUUAAAGUCAUCGUUAUCGGUGCCGGUCUUGGCGGAUGCGCCUGCGCACUCGCUCUUAAACAUCACGGACACGAUGUAGUUGUUUAUGAGAGACUGAAGGCUUUCCGACGACUGGGUGACUCGCUGGGGCUAGGGGAGAAUGCGCUCAAGCUACUCGAACGCUGGGGAGGCAAGUCUCUAUACCAUAAACUGACCAGCAUCGGCAAUCAAGCCCCUGACAUGCAAAUCCGCCGCUGGCACGACGGUAAGAUUCUGGCGCAGCAGCCGUUGAUGGAUAUGGCGGGGUACAUCGGCCAUCGCGGGGACUACCACGAAGCCUUCAUCCAAGCCGUAAAAGACGCUGGUAUAGAGAUACAGGUGGGCCGCGAAGUUGUCGCAUACGACGAGUUUAAGCCAAGUGUGAUAUUUGCCGAUGGUACAGAGGAUACGGCAGAUCUUAUUGUGGGUGCCGACGGGAUCAAGUCGCGUGCACGAGAGCUCGUAUUGGGAUUCGAAGACGCACCGAAGAGUAGUGGAUACUCAUGUUAUCGGGCUUAUUUCCCCGGGAAGCAUUUGCGGGAGGACCCCUUGUGUCGCGAGUUUGUAGACCACGACUGUGUUAAUAUUUGGAUCGGCGAAGAUACACAUCUAGUUCAGAACACCCUCCGGAAUGGCGACGAGUUCAACUGGAUCGUAACGCGUAAGCUAUCUCACGAAGCCGACAUGGUGAUCAAGGAGUCGUGGUUCCAAGAGGGAAACAUGGACGAGGUCAAGAAGUCGCUGCAAGAUUUAGACCCGCGGAUACGCGCCGCCGUGGAGAAAACCGAAUCAUGCUUAGAUUGGAAAAUCUGCUACAGAGAUCCUCUCCCUACAUGGGUAUCCAAGAGUCACAAAAUUGCGCUCCUAGGCGAUAGCUGCCACCCGCAUCUGCCGACAAGCGCGCAGGGCGCGAGCCAAGCAACAGAAAGCGCCGGCGUACUUGCAAUUUGCUUGAAGCUAGCCGGGAAGGACAAUGUUCCAUUAGCAACAAGAAGCUACGAGAAGUUACGGUUUGGACGGACUAGAGCCAGCCAGACGAACGGGGAGGACUUGAGGGACCGCUGGCACAACGCGCUCAAGAACGUGGAUGAAGGCGUCGAGAUCGACCCCGAAACCGUCAAGAUGCGGAACAGGUGGCUGUACGCGUUUGACGCGGAAGUAGAUACGAUCGAGCGCUGGGGCGAAGUUUCGUCGUUGGUUUCGGAUGAGCUGAAAACUGGGAAGAUUACGCCGUUGUGCUAACGCCACGGGUCGUAAGUAGAUAUAUGCUGUAGGUAUAUUUUUAUGAUUCAGUUAGAUCCAAACUUUAUAAACGUUUUUCCGUCG
Molecule: messenger RNA, 1497 nt
Organism: Daldinia vernicosa
Lineage: Eukaryota; Fungi; Ascomycota; Sordariomycetes; Xylariales; Hypoxylaceae
Product: putative monooxygenase
Exons: 5
Coding region: 124-1413 (429 amino acids)
Biological process (GO): secondary metabolite biosynthetic process
Molecular function (GO): FAD binding; monooxygenase activity
Source: RefSeq, a predicted model, not a curated record